Molecule: messenger RNA, 551 nt
Organism: Chondrus crispus (carragheen)
Lineage: Eukaryota; Rhodophyta; Florideophyceae; Gigartinales; Gigartinaceae
Exons: 3
Coding region: 1-444 (147 amino acids)
Biological process (GO): translation; ribosomal small subunit assembly
Cellular component (GO): cytosolic small ribosomal subunit; ribosome
Molecular function (GO): structural constituent of ribosome; RNA binding
Source: RefSeq, a predicted model, not a curated record
AUGUCUCCGACGCCAUCGGGUUGCACCGUCAAGGACGUUCCCCCAGCAGAAUUUGUCACCACCUACGCCGCCCAUCUCAAGCGCGUUGGACAGGUCGAGCUUCCCUCAUGGGUAGACACCAUCAAGACCGCCCCGCGUAAGGAGCUUGCUCCCUACGACCAGGAUUGGUUCUACGUCAGGAUCGCCUCUAUUGCCCGUAAGAUCUACAUCCGAGGCGGCAUCGGCACCGGCGAGUUCCGCAAGAUCUACGGCGGCCGCAAGCGCCGCGGCAUGAAGCCGAACCGCAGUUCAAAGGCGUCCGGCGGCCUCAUCAGAAACGCUUUGCAACAGCUUGAAAGACUCGGUGUCAUCGAGACCGACGCCCGUGGCGGCCGCAGACUCACAAGCAAAGGCCAAGCAGAGAUGGAUACCCAAGCAGCGCAGUGUCUCAGCGUCAGCGCAUAACGAGCUAAUCGCAGAUCUUCGGCUCGCGACGCUGGUCUUAAACAACCCCUAAUCGUUUUGCAGAUAUGUUCGUACCGUCGUGUGCUGAAUAAAAAAGCUUUCGGCUG